AUGUUGGAUUCGCUCAACAAUCAGAAAGACAACAAAAAAGCUUUCUUCAAUGGGCGGCAUCGCGAUUGGCGAUGUAUCGUCGAACGCAAAACCUGCAUAGCAGACAUGAUUCAUGCGGAGGGUCCUGGGCUGAAUGACCCGUCUACUAUUGGAAUGAGGGCAUGUGUUUCUUCAAUGGAAUGUAAGAAUAAGAAAGGUCACUGGCGAUUGAAGUGA
Messenger RNA from Botrytis sinoallii, 216 nucleotides. RefSeq lists its product as uncharacterized. The record is from RefSeq and is a predicted model, not a curated record. Bases 1 to 216 code for a protein of 71 amino acids. NCBI's taxonomy places the organism in Eukaryota, Fungi, Ascomycota, Leotiomycetes, Helotiales, Sclerotiniaceae. The transcript has a single exon.